UUAAAUUAGGAAGGAGUUAAAAGGUGGUGGUGUGUUUGUAUAUUUACAUACAUAUGUAUACACAGUAAGAGAGACAACUUUUCCUUUAUCUCUCUGGCCUUCAGUUAAAGUUUGAAGGAAUUCUGGUAUUUUUCAUGGUUAAAGCCACAGGAAGGUUAAUUCUUGGGUAUUGGAUGAUUAAUGAAUUCAGUUGAUUGAAGAAGACAAACAAGAAUGAAUAUCAGCAGCUCUGAUCUCAUUGAUGCAAAGCUUGAAGAACAUCAAUUAUGUGGAUCCAAACACUGUCCCGGUUGCGGUCAUAGACUGGAAGGAAAACCGAAUUGGGUGGGUCUACCAGCAGGAGUAAAAUUCGAUCCAACAGAUCAAGAAUUGAUUGAACAUCUUGAAGCCAAAGUUGAAGCCAAGAACUUGAAAUCUCAUCCGUUGAUUGAUGAAUUCAUCCCUACAAUUGAAGGUGAAGAUGGGAUUUGUUAUACACAUCCAGAAAAGCUUCCAGGAGUUACACGAAAUGGAUUGAGCAGACACUUCUUCCACCGCCCUUCCAAAGCAUACACCACGGGUACUAGAAAAAGAAGAAAAAUCCAAACUGAAUGUGAUCUACAAGGCGGUGAAACCCGUUGGCACAAAACGGGUAAAACCCGACCCGUUAUGGUUAAUGGAAAGCAAAAAGGGUGCAAGAAAAUCUUGGUACUCUACACAAACUUCGGUAAAAACCGGAAACCUGAAAAGACAAAUUGGGUGAUGCAUCAGUAUCACCUCGGACAACAUGAAGAAGAACGCGAGGGUGAGCUCGUGGUGUCAAAAAUAUUUUACCAAACUCAACCAAGGCAAUGUAAUUGGUCUGAAAAGGUUAAUAAUAACAAUCUUUUAUCAAAUGUGAUACAUAUUGAAGGAUCGAAUAAUGAGAUGAACAGAAGAGAGAGUAGGAGUGGAAGUGGGAGUUGUUCAUCUUCUAAAGAAAUAAACAUAACUACCACUACUCCACCAGUUCAUAACAACAUGGAUGAACUCUCUGCUGUUAGUGUUAGUGCAGUUAUGUCGAGUUAUAAUCCGAUGGAUCAAAUGCAACAGUUGAAAGGCGUCGAUAAUUUUAGCUUCCUCCCUUUUCGAAAAAGUUUUGAUGAGGUUGGUACAACUGGAGGUGAGGCGUCAACCAGAAGCGAUCAUAGAAGGAUGGGAAGUAUCACGUGCGAUGAGCAUGACCUACAACAGCAGCAUCACGUGACACAUGAGAACCACCAACAAAAUCCACAUCAUCAUCCACAUCAACACCAGAUGGCAGCGGCUGCUUUCCACGUCAGCAGGCCAAGUCAUUCUGUUUCCACCCUCGUCCCUCCGCAUCCCCUACAUCACACCUCCAUUAUGCUUGAUGAGGACUCAUUCCAUGUCUCUAGAAUGAUGGACAAUUUUCAGCAGCAACAACACCAUCAUCACAAAAUUGGAGGGAGAUCAACAUCAGGAUUGGAAGAACUGAUUAUGGGGUGCACUCCAUCAUCAUCAACUGAUAUCAAAGAAGAGUCAUCCAUAACAAACCACCAAGAGACAGAUUGGUUGAAGUACUCCACCUUCUGGCCUGAUCCUGACAGUCAAGAUCAUCAUUGAAAUAAACAAAAAAGAAAGACACCAUCACUGUCAUCGUCAUCAUGACCACACCCUACUUGAACACCCUAGUUGCGGGUUCUUUUUCACCAAUAUAGACCCCAUUUAUUCACUUCUUUACCUUCUUUUUCUUUAUUACUUUCCCCUCUUUCUCUCUCUUUCCUUCUCUCUAGAACUCUUUGCAUUUGCAGGCCUUAGAUAAAUAUACAAAUCAGGGCUCAAACAGAAACUAACUGUACAACAAAACCCCAUUGGAAAAGAGAAAAGAAGCAUCCAAAAAGAGGCAAAAGAACAUAAAAGAAUUCAAGAAAAGGUUAUUGUCUACUGACACUAAGAUGGACGAGCAAAACCCAUAACAAAAGAAAAAUCAAACCUUCUUUUUGCAUGAAAAUCAUCACCAUCAUGAUUACAAUAUACAAUCUUUUAUGGUUAUAUAUUAUUAUUAUUAUUAUUAUUUUUUUAAUUAUUUGUUUUUUCAAGUGUCUUGUAUACAACACUCCACCCCUCCCCCCUCAUGUUUCAAUUGUUUUUAUGUAGAGGGUAUAGAAUAUAAAUAGAAUUUGUGCAUAAUAUUAUUGGUUUU
Lactuca sativa (garden lettuce) is the source of this 2182-nucleotide messenger RNA. RefSeq names its product NAC domain containing protein 75 (gene NAC075). Gene Ontology annotation, molecular function: DNA-binding transcription factor activity; transcription cis-regulatory region binding. Gene Ontology annotation, cellular component: nucleus. Gene Ontology annotation, biological process: regulation of DNA-templated transcription. NCBI's taxonomy places the organism in Eukaryota, Viridiplantae, Streptophyta, Magnoliopsida, Asterales, Asteraceae. The record is from RefSeq and is a predicted model, not a curated record.